Messenger RNA from Pygocentrus nattereri (red-bellied piranha), 2082 nucleotides. RefSeq names its product family with sequence similarity 169 member B (gene fam169b). The transcript is spliced from 9 exons. The record is from RefSeq and is a predicted model, not a curated record. Bases 1024 to 1803 code for a protein of 259 amino acids. Lineage: Eukaryota; Metazoa; Chordata; Actinopteri; Characiformes; Serrasalmidae.
GGGCAGACAGAUGUUCACUCACACCCAGGGGCAAUUUAGCAUGUCCACUUGGCCUGACUGCAUGUCUGUGCACUGUGGGAGGAGGCCGGAGAACCCGCAGGAGACCCACGCAGACACGGGGAGAACAUGCAAACUCCACACGGAGAGGACCAGGAUGAAUAGACAUAUAUAUGUAAAUGAGUACAUUUUUUGGCAUCCCAAAAACAAUGAAUUCAAAACAGGCAGCUCACUUUCCACAUAUGGACCGUAUGGAAUGGGGAGUGAAUGGUGCGUUCACAUAGUACAUCAAAGCCAUUCAUUAAAAAAAAAAUGUUUUUCUGUGAUAUGGGCCCUGUCAUAACAACAAUAACAGAAGUGAACUAAUCAAAUCACUAUAACUUACAAAUAGCUGUCCUGCUUUUGCACCACCAGAUGGAAAAGUGGACAAAGAGAAGAUUUUUUAAAUGAAUGGAAAAUGUGUAAAAAAUGUGACUAUUAUAGAGCAAAGUCAUAUAAUAAAUGAUAUCUACUUGCUUAAUAGAAAUAGUUCACUGUAGGCCUAUAUACUGAAACCACGUCAUGUAAAUUGCCCUCUAUCAACAACAGGUGGCGCUGUUUCAUAAGUAAUAAAAUCCAAAGGUCAUCGCGUAUUCAAAAUGGAUACUUCUGGAGACUUGCCUGUCAGCCGUCAAGGUAGGACUAUGGUUUUGACUUGGAUCGUGUCCAAUUAUUAAAAUCAGACCUGGCAUGCAAAACCAUCCGGAUUUAUCAUUAUUCUGUAGCGUCAGGACACAAGUAAGAGUUUGUAGACAGAAUAACUUCCACUCUGUCUGAGGGUUCAGGUUAAACACGAGCACCAAGCGCUCCACAGAGCUCGACAGCAGAACAGGGAGUUUCUACCCCGUGGACCUGGCCUGUCAGGAUUACCAUGAGCUGAAUCCUGACUCUCAUAAAGGUCCGGAGAGCCUCCACCCAGACACAAAGACCUUUAGCCAUCCCAGUGGAGCAGAGGUACAUGUAACUCAGGAUAACGUAGGCCGGCUAAUGCUGUUUGGUGAGGGAGGUCCACCCCAUUCCCUUCUGGCCCUUCAUACACCAGCAGAUGAAACCCAAGUGGUUGCGUUGUACUUGCAUGGCAAGUGGUGGCCCAUCGGCGAGGUUUUGAAGACAUCCAGCAAAUCCAGACAUGGGCUUUUGAUUGUGCAGUCAGUGAUGGAGAGAGUUAUACUCUUCCUGCUCAGUCAGAUCAUAUUUGGGGUUAUGGAGAAGCCUCUAGGAGAAAGCAUGUACUUCUCCGCUCCUUCUGCACUGGAAUAUGGAAAAAUCCUCUGGCAAGAUGGAGAAGCUGUUGGCUUUUACACCAUUAAAAAGAAAGGUAGCCUGUGCGAUGGCUGCACUGGUCAAAGUUACCUUCUUCCCGUGCUGGACACUGUGUUUGUGCGCACUCACUGGAGAAGGAAUGGGCUGGCCUUACAGAUGCUCCAGGAUUUCUGCACGUCCAUGUCCAAGGAAAGCGUGCUUGGAAUCAGCCGCCCCGUAUCUACUAGCAUGUAUGGAGUAUGCAAGAAGUACUUGGAGACCCACAAGGAACAAAGGGAGCGCCUCUAUGAAGUGGACGCUCCUGGGGAAUGGAGUCAGAGACGCAACGUGUGGUUGAACAUACAGCUCCAGCACCGCCCAGCACACAGCGCAAACUCAGAUGGAAGUCCACACAGCACACGAGCUAUGGCAAGAACGCUCAUAGACAAUAAGGGAAAGGUCCUGGAGGGCAUACCACAAGUUCAUACAUCUGCAGUAAAAGGCAUUGAGGCAAACAAGCCUUGAAAGGUCUGUACAGAAAAACGACUAACCAGCCAGACUGGAAUAACUCCCACGUGUAAAAAAGCCAAGAGGGCUUUUUAAAUUCUGCGCUUUAAAUGAGUUUGGAUGUGAAAAGUCUCAGAGCAAUCUGUGCUCAGCAUUUCAGCUGUGUGCUACAGAUAAUGUUGAAUAUCAAUGCUAAACUUUCCUCUUAUUCCCAUACUGUUGGAAACAUAAUACAUCACAAAUACAACAUAACACUGAAGGGAAUCGAUUAUUAUUAAAGCCAAUUGAAAAAUCAAA